AUGGCCAUCUCACAAGGAAACAGUAUUCAAGUUGAGGGACUUCUGGUGAAAGAGUUCAAAGACUCCAGUCUGUCGAGAGAAAGUAGUUCAUGGAUUGAUGAUUCACUAGUGCAGGAGCUGAGAAAUGCGCUGGGUAAUUCCACGGUAUUGACACCGGAAUCCGAAGGUUAUCAGGCUAGCAUCAAACGCUGGAGUGAUGCAAUUGAGAAGAGAGCCGGUGUGGUCGUGUUCGUAGAGUCAGCCCAAGACAUCUCAACCUGUAUCAAUUGGUGUCGCCAAUAUCUUAUCGACUUUGUUGUUUGUGGCGGGAAACACUCAUCCAGCGGUGCAUCUUCCAUCGAGGGCGGUCUAGUGAUUGAUCUUUCUUCGAAGCUGCGAGAAGUCAAAGUUGAUCCCGACACCAAAACUUUGCGCGUGCAAGGAGGCUGUAUAUGGAAAGAUGUUGAUGAAGCUGCCGGAAAGUAUGGACUAGCCAUGGUUGGUGGGACUGUGAACCACACCGGAGUCGGCGGUCUAACACUCGGCGGGGGUUAUGGUUGGCUUUCAGGACGACACGGUCUUACUGUCGACUGCUUACUCGAAGUGGAGAUUGUGCUAGCAGAUGGCAGCAUCAAGAUCGCUUCCGAAAAUGAGAAUCCUGAUCUUUUCUGGGCAGUCCGAGGCGCUGGCCACUCAUUCGGUGUCGUCACAGAAUUUAGAUUCCAGGCCCAUGAUCAGAAAAACGAAGUCUGGUCCGGCCAAAUCGUUUUCGAUCCCGCAGAAAACCUCGUGCCCAUCAUUGACUUCGCCAAUCACCUUGCCAAGGUCACAGACGGAGACUCCGGUAUGGCUAUGGCUCUUGCGACACCACCGUUCAUGGAUUCACCGGCAAUUAUCGCCACACUUUUCUAUAACGGCCCACAGGAAGAAGCGGAGUCUUUGUACAAACCACUCCUUAUCUUGAACGCUGUCAAGAAGAUGACAGGAAUGCGGCCAUAUUCGACCAUGAAUUCUAUCCUAAACUUCGCCGUCGAAUACGGUGGGCGGAAGUGCACAAAGGGUGCCUCGGCGAUCACACCGCUGAACCCGAAUUUCGUCCAGAAUCUCCUCCUUGACAUUGCCCUCUUCCACAAAAGUAUCCCUAACGUCAAAAAAACGAUGGUGAAUAUUGAGAUUUUUAAUCCCAACAAAUGGUGUGAAGUCCCUCGUGACGCUACUUCGUUCUACAAUCGCGGUCGGUACCAGAAUGUAGUGAUUGCACCUUACUGGGAAGACCCGCAGCAUGACACAACAUGCCGCCUCUGGGCCAGAAACAUUGCCAAAAAGUUCAGAAUUGAGAUCGACUGGAGGAGCAAGAUGUUUGGGGACGCCAUGUCAACGCAGGAGAUUGGAGAGUACGGCAACUAUGAUGGACUCCGAGCAGAUUCGCAUGUCAUUUUUGGCAGCAACUACAAUCGACUGGUGGUCCUCAAAGAGGAGUACGACCCCGACGACGUCUUCAACAAAGACUACGCCUUUCGAAACUCGCAAAUAAGCACGGACACGUCAGAUACAAUCAUUCCGAACAAAACUGACCUUCACCCUCUCCAGAAUGGAUCAGCAGUUGCUGCUAAAAUGGAAAAUGGAAGUGACAAAGCGAAUACCAACGGUAUGGGUAGCUAUGAAGGCGGUAUACCGACGCCAGAGUCGAUGCAAGAUCGAAGCGAGAUGAUCGACACUGUCGGGUGA
This is a messenger RNA of Letharia columbiana, 1707 nucleotides long. RefSeq lists its product as uncharacterized. Bases 1 to 1707 code for a protein of 568 amino acids. NCBI's taxonomy places the organism in Eukaryota, Fungi, Ascomycota, Lecanoromycetes, Lecanorales, Parmeliaceae. The transcript is spliced from 3 exons. Gene Ontology annotation, molecular function: oxidoreductase activity; FAD binding. The record is from RefSeq and is a predicted model, not a curated record.